Molecule: messenger RNA, 1774 nt
Organism: Pantherophis guttatus
Lineage: Eukaryota; Metazoa; Chordata; Lepidosauria; Squamata; Colubridae
Source: RefSeq, a predicted model, not a curated record
GCCGGAGGUCUUCGUGCCUGCUGGCAAAAAGCCGUCUUCAGGAUCAUUCGAAAGGCCAGAGAGCGGGGCCGGUCGGAUCUCCGGCAGGACGAUGGUAUUCCGCAAGGCAGGAAAGUCACCUUGCGUUCAAGACAUCCAGAGGCCAUGGGAAAGGCCUGUGGGACAGCUGCCUGCUUGAUGCUCUGGGCUCAGUUCUUCCUUCUCUUGGCAAUGGAGCAAACAGCAGAAGCUGCCAGCCAGGUGCAGUGUCUCAACAAUUACGGUUUUCAGGGACGCAGACUGGACUGCCAAUGGCACCGCAAUCAGGCCUUGGAGGGAACUCUGUUCUACCUCAAUUUCUCUGACACCCUCGGACUCUCCAGUGACCUCAUCUGCCCUCUGUCCGCCUCCCCUGGCACACCGGAUCACUUCGACUGUUCCGUGCACAGCGAGGAAGGCGAGUUCACAGAAAACGAUGAGUAUAAAGUGGUUCUCCACCUCAGCUCCUUGGGAGAAAACCAGACCGACGUGAUCUUUGCGAAGUAUAAGCCCAGACUACACAUUCAGUGCGACCCACCCUUUGAUCUGCAGAGCAAAUGCGGUGACAAUACCUGCUGUGUCCGCUGGAAGAGGCCAAAGGCCUGUGGGGAGGUUUUGGAGGACUGGCAGUGGGAGCUGGCAUUCAAGGCUGUUCAAGACCCCUGGGAGCAAGCACAGAGAAAGGUCUUCAUCAACUCGGAAACCUGGGUGCACCUAGAAGGCUUUGAGUUCAAGAGUGACAGAGAUUAUGUUGCAAGAAUGCGCUGCAAAACACCAGAGGAGAAUCGUCACUAUGGCAGCCACUGGAGUCCAUGGAGUUCCUCUGUCACUUGGGCAGCUCACCCAGGUGACUGGCAGCAGCUUGAUGCUCCCAUCUACUUCCUGUUCAUCCUUGGCACCCUCCUGCUCUUGCUGGCGCUGGCCUUCGCCCUCUUCAAGAGGGCGCGCAGCAGCUGCGGGGCCAGCAUUCCCACGCCGGCCGCCUUCUUCCAGCCUCUCUACCUGGCUCAGCACGGGGAUUUCAAGGGCUGGGCAGGGCUGGCCCCGGAGGAGGCGGCGGAGGCGGUUUCUCGGCUCUCCUUCCUGCAGCCGCCCACCUGCGCCGGGUCGGGGCCAGCCAAGCGACGCGCAUCCCCGCCGGGCGAAGAGCUCCCCGGGGCGGCGCUGGAGCCCGAGCGGCCGCCCGGCGACUACUGCACCCUCGGCGGGGCGGGUGAAGGGGCGUCCCCCAUGCCCGCCCACUGGCCCCCGCCGCCGCCGCCUCCCGGUGCCCGCUCGGGACCUCCGCUUCCCCUCCAAGGCCGAGCCCAGGAGCCGCCCGCGAGCAGCCCUGGCGCCCCCGCCGCUCGGGGAGGGCCGCUCCGGGACUGCGGCUGGAGCGGGGAGGCGCGGCCGAUGCGGCCCCUCUUCGUUGAGGCUCCCGAGUGACGGGAAGCGCGGCGUUGGGAAACUGAACGUCAGUGGAAGACUAUUUGGGCAUCAAUGCAUCGCAUCCUUUUACAUAGAUAUAAAAGGAAUAUUUCAUCGAUUUUCUUUUUUACAAUCGGAUGCUCCUCCUUUUAGGAAAAACGUGUGUGGGGGGGUGGGGGUUGGUUAACAGAAAAGUAGAAUUGUUGUGAAGGAAAACCUACCUGUUAGUAAUCUAAUGGUACAAGACCUGGUCUGAGGGUAUAUUGUAAGAAUACUUUUUGUUCAGUGCUUCUGCUUUCUCUUCUCCUUUUGCAUAUAAUAAAAUAAAAACAUGGGAUGGACAGAC